AUGCCUUUUCUGCCAGAUUCACAUACAAGUACUGGGAAAUGUUCUUCUGAGCUGGACCGUGAUGCCCCCGAAGGAGUUUAUCUCGAAGAUUCAGGCGAUUACGAGGACGAAAUGCACAUACAACUGAGUGUUGCCGAAAUAAUCAUAUACAUGAAGCCAAAAAAUCGACCAUUUAUGGUACUUCUCGGUGCGGACAGUGAGAACGGGUCCUCGUGGAAACAAGGCAAGGUGGAGAACGGUUAUAUCUUCAACGACAAACGAGCAUCAUGA
Molecule: messenger RNA, 270 nt
Organism: Aspergillus niger
Lineage: Eukaryota; Fungi; Ascomycota; Eurotiomycetes; Eurotiales; Aspergillaceae
Exons: 1
Coding region: 1-270 (89 amino acids)
Source: RefSeq, a predicted model, not a curated record